AUGGACUAUAACGCCAUUGGAGAUGGCAUUGCAGACGACUACCAAGCUUUUCUAGAUGCAUGGACAAGGAUGUGUAGUACAUCCGGAGCUAAUGCAUUCCUUGUCAUACCUAAGGGAAAAACGUUCUUAGUGAGUCGUAUAAGCUUUGAUGGUCCUUGCGAAUUACAAAACCCUUCUGUACAGGUUGAUGGGGAUAUUAUUGCACCUACAAGGGAUGGUUGGAGCGGUGGAAAACCCCAACCCACUGAUAGUUGGAUCACAUUCAGCAAUGUGAAUGGUCUAGCAAUAAACGGAUCAGGUCGAAUCGACGGUCGAGGUUCAGAUUGGUGGGAUCUACCUGAUAAAGACAGACCAUCGGCAUUAACAUUGAAAAAUUGUAAUAAUGGUCAAUUGAGCUGGUUGGCGCAUGUGAAUAGCCAACGAAAUCACAUCUCUAUAUGCGACUGUAAUAACGUGCUCAUUUCUCACAUAACCAUAAACGCUCCUGAAGAUAGUCAUAAUACUGAUGGUAUUGACAUCAGUCUUUCACAAAACAUCCGUAUCGAACACUCUUCCAUUGGAACCGGUGAUGAUUGUGUUGCUAUCAAUGGAGGAUGCAAGUUUAUCAAUAUUACCGACGUGAAUUGUGGUCCUGGACAUGGCAUAAGUAUUGGAAGCUUAGGAGGUAAUGGAAAAGAGGACACAGUUGAAGAAGUGCAUGUUCAAAAUGUUCAUUUUUCUGGAACUAUGAAUGGUGCAAGGAUAAAGACAUGGGAAGGAGGCCAAGGAUUUGCCAGAAAAAUAUCAUUUGAUCAGAUUACUCUCUCAGAAGUAUAUAAUCCUAUAGUUAUUGAUCAACACUACUUCAGUGACGUCCACCGCUCGGUAGAAGCGUCUGCUGUUGCGAUUAGCGAUGUAACGUUCAGUGGAAUUAACGGAACUUCGACAAAUGAUAUAGUAAUUAAUUUGAAUUGCAGUGCGGUUGUCCCUUGCACAAACAUCAUCAUGAAAAACAUCAACAUACAAUCAACAAAAUCCAUAGCCUCUUCUAAUUGCGUCAAUGCUCGUGGAACAGCCACUGAGACAUAUCCUAAUGUUCCUUGCUUAACAUAA
This is a messenger RNA of Papaver somniferum (opium poppy), 1092 nucleotides long. RefSeq names its product probable polygalacturonase At3g15720. The record is from RefSeq and is a predicted model, not a curated record. Gene Ontology annotation, molecular function: polygalacturonase activity. The transcript is spliced from 8 exons. Gene Ontology annotation, biological process: carbohydrate metabolic process. The coding region runs from base 1 to 1092 and encodes 363 amino acids. Lineage: Eukaryota; Viridiplantae; Streptophyta; Magnoliopsida; Ranunculales; Papaveraceae.